Molecule: messenger RNA, 1497 nt
Organism: Talpa occidentalis (Iberian mole)
Lineage: Eukaryota; Metazoa; Chordata; Mammalia; Eulipotyphla; Talpidae
Gene: CCRL2
Product: C-C motif chemokine receptor like 2
Exons: 2
Coding region: 420-1460 (346 amino acids)
Biological process (GO): immune response; chemotaxis; inflammatory response
Cellular component (GO): cytoplasm; membrane
Molecular function (GO): chemokine receptor activity
Source: RefSeq, a predicted model, not a curated record
GCAAGCAGGAGGAGAAAACAACUUCCCAGUUUCUCUCAGAGGCUGAAGAAACCCUGGGGGCCUGGGGGAGCUUUCAAGUUGCUUUAUUGCGGCUAGUCCCCAGAGAACCGUGACUGGUGGGUAGACCCACAAGGGGAAUAAACAGCGGUUCCUCCGGCCCCUCAGGGUCAGGGCUGGCUGUUCAGAAGGAAACUUUCAACUGCCCAGGCCAUUCCCACAGCAGCGUGGAUGGCAGGUCAGGAGGCUAUGCCCUUCCCCCCAGGAACUCAUCCUGAGUGGUAAGUCAUCAAUGUGUUUAAGUCACUUAUCUCCAUGUUGAUGCUGAGGAUGGUUUCACUUUUGCCAACAUUUGUUUCUAUCCUUCACAAGAACUCAGAUCCCAGCCUGUCGCAGCAAGCAGUCUCAGGGACAGCCCGACAAUGGCCAAUUACACACCAGCGCCAGAGGACGAGUAUGACGUGCUCAUAGAGGGGGAUCUGAAUGACCACGACCUGGAGGCCACGUGGUGCCCCCAAUAUGACACCAGGACCCUCUCAGCGGGGCUGGUGCCACAGCUCUACUCCGCCUUGUUCAUGGCCGGGAUCCUGGGCCACACCUGGCUGGUGUUCGUCUUAGUAAAAUACAAAGGACUCAGACAUGUGGAGAACAUCUAUUUCUUAAACUUGACCAUUUCUAAUUUGUGUUUCUUGUUCACCCUACCGCUCUGGGCUCACACAGCCUCCCACGGGGGGAUCCUUGGCGACCCCAUGUGUAAGAUCGUCACUGGGCUCUACUCUGUCGGCCUCUACAGUGAGGCACUUUGGAAUACCCUUCUCAUUGUGCAGAGGUACCUGGUGUUUUUCGAUGUGAGAAGGAUUUCCUCAGCCGCCAGGACGAUGACCUGCAGCAUCAUCGCAAGUGUCCUGGCCUGGGGGACAGUCUUUCUGGUCACACUGCCUGAACUCAUGUUUUACAAACCUAAGGUGGAAGGUCAGUGCUCCUUUAACAAGCCUUCAUUCCUGCCAGCUGAAGAGCCAUUCUGGAAGCAUUUUCUGACCUUAAAGAUGAACAUUUUGGGACUUCUUUUUCCACUAAUUAUUUCUAUAUUUUGCUAUCUGCAAAUGAGAAAAACACUAAGGUUCCAGGAGAGGAGGUAUAACCUUUUCAAGCUCGUUUUUGCCAUAAUGGUUAUUUUCCUUCUGAUGUGGGGACCCUAUAAUAUUGUGCUUUUCCUGGCAACUUUCAAAGAAUUCUUCUCCCUGCAUGACUGCAAAAGCACCUACCACCUGGACGGAGGUGUUCAGAUAACGAAAUUCCUCGCCGCCUCCCACUGCUGUGUCAACCCGCUUCUCUUCAUGUUUCUCAACAAGACAUUUAGGAAAUGCCUCUGCCCUCUGUGUGGUAACACUCCACUUCAAACCUCCCAGGUACCUGCGCACAAUUCACCACAAGGAGAACUCAGCUAUUCCACUGAAGUUUAAACCAGCUUCCUUCAAAGGCAGGAUAAAUAAACAUUGA